Molecule: messenger RNA, 6783 nt
Organism: Triplophysa dalaica
Lineage: Eukaryota; Metazoa; Chordata; Actinopteri; Cypriniformes; Nemacheilidae
Gene: gabbr1a
Product: gamma-aminobutyric acid (GABA) B receptor, 1a
Exons: 24
Coding region: 271-3228 (985 amino acids)
Biological process (GO): gamma-aminobutyric acid signaling pathway; G protein-coupled receptor signaling pathway
Cellular component (GO): G protein-coupled receptor heterodimeric complex; membrane
Molecular function (GO): G protein-coupled GABA receptor activity
Source: RefSeq, a predicted model, not a curated record
UGCGCGCUGUCGAGCUUUUAGCGUGUAGAUAAUCUACACAGACUGUGAUUUACAACUGCGAGGAUCUAAUGCAAAGCAAUACUUCAACAUCUCCAAAAGCCAUCAACUCGUCAGGAUAUGUGAUGCACAGACGUCCCGUUUGCACAAUCGAAGCGACAGCGAUCUCAAAUGUGUGGAUGAUUUUAAGCACUCGUUAAACGGAUCUUGUGUUUGUUUUCUUCGGGUCGGUUCUGGUGGAGGUCGCAACGGGCCUUUCAGGGUUAUGCAGUAAUGGAACAGCUAUUAUUUCUUGUAAUUUUGUACUCGCUUCCUACUCUCAUCUCAGCCAUACAUAAUUCAACGACCGGAGGAUGUGCAAUAAUUCGUCCCCCCAGAGAUGGAGGGAUUCGCUACCGAGGACUGACUCAGGAACAGAUCCGCAGUGUGGAGAUCUUACCCGUGGACUAUGAGAUUGAAUAUAUCUGCAGAGCAAGCAGAGUUAUUGUAGGGCCCAAGGUCCGAAAAUGCCUCCCCAAUGGAACCUGGACUGAAAUUAACCAGAUCAGCAGAUGCUUAUUGGUUUGCCCUCGUUCAUGGAUGUCUCUGGAGAAUGGAAGGGUGGCGCUGCUGCCCCCUGGACAGCCAGUAGAGGGCACUGUUCUGCGUUACAGCUGCCAUGCUGGCUUCCUGUUGGAAGGUUUCAACAUUUCUCACUGUACCAAGCUGGGCAAAUGGGACUCACUUAAACCACUGUGUGCACGUGACAUGAACUAUACAGGCAAAAAGAAACUGUACAUCGGAGCUCUGUUUCCCAUGAGUGGAGGAUGGCCUGGUGGACAAGCGUGUCUCCCCGCAGCCCAGAUGGCGUUGGAUCUCGUUAACAACCGGAGCGACAUUCUGCCGGACUACGAGCUGGAGCUCAUUCAUUACGACAGUUUGUGUGACCCAGGUGAAGCCACAAAACUGCUGUAUGACCUGCUAUACACAGAGCCGAUAAAGAUCGUUCUUAUGCCCGGCUGCAGCUCUGUGUCCACGCUGGUGGCCGAGGCGGCACGCAUGUGGAAUCUCAUCGUGUUCUCAUACGGCUCUAGUUCUCCGGCUUUAUCUAAUCGUCAGCGCUUCCCCACUUUCUUCCGUACGCACCCGUCAGCAACUUUGCAUAAUCCUACACGUGUUCGGCUCUUCCAGAAGUGGGGAUGGACUAAGAUCGCCACUAUCCAGCAAACCACUGAAGUUUUUACCUCGACGUUGGAUGAUUUGGAAGAGCGAGUAAAGGAGGCCGGCAUCGAGAUAAGUGUCAGGCAGAGCUUCCUCACUGAUCCCGCGGUGGCUGUCAAAAACCUAAAGCGUCAAGAUGCGAGAAUCAUAGUCGGCCUCUUUUACGAGACUGAAGCAAGAAAAGUGUUUUGUGAGGUCUUUAAAGAGAAACUUUAUGGUAAGAAGUAUGUAUGGUUCCUCAUCGGCUGGUACGCAGAUAACUGGUUUAAGAUCAAAGAUCCGGCCAUCAACUGCACAGUGGAGAACAUGACGGAGGCGGUGGAAGGGCACGUCACCACUGAAAUCGUGAUGCUGAAUCCAGAGAUCGUCCGCGGUGCUUCAAACCUGACCUCGCAGGACUUCAUGGCACAGCUGAUGUCACGUCUGGGUGGGAAAAACCCUGAGGAAACGGGUGGGUUUCAGGAAGCUCCGCUGGCGUAUGAUGCCAUAUGGGCCCUUGCACUGGCCCUCAAUAAAACUGUGGCCCCCCUGAGGGCCAAAGGGUGGGCACUGGAGGACUUCAACUACAACAACAAAGAUAUCACAGCAGAGAUUUACCGAGCCCUCAACACAAGCUCGUUUGAAGGAGUAUCUGGUCAUGUUGUGUUCGAUGCUCAGGGAUCGCGUAUGGCCUGGACUCUAAUAGAGCAACUUCAAGGUGGGAGCUACAAAAAGAUUGGAUACUAUGAUAGCACAAAAGGCAACCUGUCCUGGUACGCAAACGACAAAUGGAUCGGUGCCAGCCCUCCAGCAGACCAGACCAUGGUGAUUGAGGAGUUCCGGUAUCUUUCUCAGAAGCUCUUUGUCUCUGUGUCUGUCUUUGCCGGACUGGGAAUCCUUUUCGGAAUAGUUUGCCUCUCCUUCAAUAUAUACAACAGUAGUGUUAGAUACAUCCAGAACUCCCAACCCUAUCUAAACAACAUGACCGCAGUGGGCUGCGUUUUAGCUCUGGCUGCCGUCUUUCCCAUGGGCCUUGACGGCUUGCAUGUUCAUAGAUCACAAUUCCCAGUUGUCUGCCAGUUUCGCCUGUGGCUGCUAGGGCUUGGCUUCAGUUUAGCCUAUGGCAGCAUGUUCACGAAGAUCUGGUGGGUUCACACAGUGUUCACUAAAAAAGAUGAGAAAAAAGAUAAAAGGAAGCACUUGGAACCGUGGAAGCUGUAUGCGACAGUCGCCGUUCUGCUCUCUAUCGAUGUCCUCUCUUUGCUUAUCUGGCAGAUCGUGGACCCAUUGCACAUCACUGUGGAGAAGUUCACUAGAGAAGCUCCAAAAGUAGAUCUAGAUGUGUUGAUUCAGCCUCUUCUUGAGCAUUGCAGUUCAGAAAAGAUGAACACGUGGCUUGGUGUGGUGUAUGGCUACAAGGGUCUUCUCUUGCUGUUGGGAAUAUUUCUUGCCUACGAGACCAAGUCCAUCUCCACGGAGAAGAUUAAUGACCACAGAGCAGUUGGCAUGGCCAUCUACAACGUAGCUGUGCUGUGUAUGAUAACUGCUCCAGUGACCAUGAUCCUCUCCUCUCAGCAGGACGCUUCAUUUGCAUUUGCGUCUCUGGCCAUCAUCUUCUCUGUUUACAUCACUCUCGUGGUUCUUUUUGUGCCUAAGAUACGUCGUUUGAUCACUCGUGGCGAGUGGCAGUCAGAACAGCAGGACACCCUAAAAACUGGAUCCUCCACAAACAACAACGAAGACGAGAAGUCACGACAGCUAGAGCGCGAGAACAGGGAACUCCAGAAGAUUGUGCAAGAGAAGGAGGAAAGAGUGACAGAUCUUCGGAAUCAACUCGCGGAACGUCAAGCCUUGCGUUCUCGCAGACCCACGUCCGUCCAAAAUCAGAACCAAAAUCACAGCGUUCCUUCCACUCAGACGGCCCCACCAAGCUACACAGAUAAACAGUCUCUGCCUUCAUCCUUCUCCAAUUCCUCGAACCUCUACCAGGGCGAAGGCAAACUGAGCCGAAACAACUGCCACAACAGCCGGUUGCCCCUCCUGUACAAAUGAUUCAAGGCUCCCGAUUGGAUAAAUCUCGAGAAAGCAAGUAGUGUCUGUUAACCUGUUGUUUAUGAACUCUCUCUUUAUUUUUAAGUUGAUACCUUUUGGCUUCCUGAAAUUCCUUGUGACUUCCUAUUUAUUUACUUUUUGAGUUUCAAAAACAUAUUUAUCGAAAUACUUUAACUAAAACUACAAACAUUCUGUGUUGCACAGUCAAGGUAAUAUAAUAUUUAAUUUAUAGGUGUAUGUAUAUAAUUAACCAAUGAUGUCAACAAACAGGAGUCCAUUAGUCAAACUUAUUAACAGCCUUUGUAGGUUGGACGGUGCUAAUUCAAAGAAUCCGAGCUGGUGUCCGGUUGAGUUUAGUGUCAGAUAGAUGUGCGUCAGAAGUUUCGUUCGUUUGUGUUUUGAUGUUAUUUUGCCCUUGAGCAUAAUACCUAGAUCUGAGUUCCUCAAGGGGAACUGACUGUUUCUCAAACUGGACCGUUGAAAAUUCCUUUGGAUAAAAGUGUCUUUUAAACACUAGGACAAGAUGUUUAGAAAGGAGUAUCCGGCUGCUGGAGCCAGAUCCGGUCAAACGUUUCUUUGAAUUAUUUUGGUGAAUGUCAGCGAAGGAGGAGUGCGUUUGAAGGUGUCACUUUAAUCAGACCGACCUCGCAUUGUGCGACAGAGGGUAUCAGAGGCUCUUUCUCAUCCGGCUCACUAUAGAAAGGUUUUAGCUGAAGCUGUGAUAUACUUCUGAAGGUUUUUCACCUGAGUCUAGUCGAUACUCUGGCAUACUUCCAUACUAUAUAGUAGGCGAAAAUCUUCAGUCAGGAAUAGUAUGUCCGAAACCUUAGUAUGCAAAAAACAGUAGGCGAGAAAUACCCGGGUGGUCUUCAACUUACAUAUAGCGGAAAACUUUAAGGCGGACAUCUGUUUUUUAUGUAAGGGCCUAUAAAUUACUUUCACAAAACUAAAUUAUGUUUUUAUAAACGCUCAUGUGUAGGUUGUAGUUAGUACAUCAUAGGUCAAAGAGCAUACGGAUCACAUGGCCAUAUACUACUCCCAGUCAUAGCACAUACUGUUUCAACGGCCAGUAGGUAGUUACUUAUUCAAAUUCAGUACGUACGUCACAGUAUGCGAUUUCGGAUGCAGCCUCUAUUUCUUUUAAUAAUUUUCCCGAUAAAUCCUUACGGCUGUUCCUGUCUCACUCUCAUAAUUCAAUCUGUAGAAUAACAAUAGAUAACAGUGCAAUGAAAUUACAUGAAAUAAGAUUUUUUUCUUAAACAAUCAUGGUGGGAAAUAGUCCUGAUAAAUGUAUCACUAAUAACAGUUUGCUUGUCAGAAAGUUUGUAUUUUGUGAGUCUGUCACAGUUCACUUGGAAAUGAAGCACAGGUCUUAAACAGCUUCUAAGGCUUUCGCACAUUGCAGCCCAGAUUUGUCACACACCAAGCCACCUCUAUUUUCUAACAAGUUGUAUAAGGAAGAUUUGCUUUGAAAUAACUACAUGUUGUACUUCAUAUGAAGAGCUUGGUUCCAAAAUCAUGUUUUUUAUUGUGCAAUCCAAUGAAUAUAAAUCAAACUGCACUUGGUUUGUUUUGAUUUAAGCCAUAAUAACACAAAAAAUACAGCUAACUAACACAAUAAAUAUAUGAUGACAUAAUAAAAUCAUGUUUUUGGAACAUUUUUAAAAACUGACUUCAUUUUGGAACCAAACUCUUCAUAUAUAGGCCUAUAGGAAAAUACAUACUAAAUACAUGUACAAAUAAUACUGUUGUAUUGCUUAAAAGUGAAUAUAAACUUGUUUUCUUUAUUUAAGGUCUGAAAAAUACAGAGCAUCCUUUCUCCAGUUCUCAUUUUCUGCAAAUAAAUGCAAACAUAAUUGUAUUUGAAAUUUGGGAGGAAUAUUGUUAGUAGUUCACGGAAUAAAAAAAAGAUCAUUACCCAAACACAUACACAUAAAUAGUAAAUUCAGAAAAAACUAAAAUAAUUUUGAAAUGGUCUACUAGUUUUUCCCGCGGCUGUAGAUAUCUGUAAACAUUGUUGCUGAAUUCUAAUCGAUGCCUAGAUCCUACAGAUUCCUGGUCUGUGCAAUAUAUUUGUUUUUACUUUUUUAUUAAAAAAAUAAUUUUGUGGCUCUAACAAAUGGGAGUACAAACAUAUAAUCUACAGCAGUAGUCCUCACCUGUUUUAGUUAAAAUUUAAACUAUACAAUGUACAUUAUCUACCGCACACAAUAUCAAACCUGUAAUCAUCAUUUAAUGAAGCCUUCUUCAUGGUUUUCAAGGAUGAUGGCAUGUCAAACAACCUGCCUGUUAGCAUAAACCUAAUAUGGCUAAAUUCUGCCAAGUAACAAGUUCAUUUGAGCCAUAUUGAGUUUCAUGAUCUUUGAAGACAACAACACAGUAUAGAAAGUGUUUUUUCUCUUCUUUUGAAAAGUUAUAUAGCUCGGUUAUUUUUCUAUUCUAAAUGCAUAAAUACAUAGUUAAAUGCAUUCGCAUUCAACAUUUUCUUUCGUUUUUCUUUACCCCUGACUAAUGCGAUCAGAGCAGGCUUGAGAAGUGACUAUUUAUUUGCGUUGUGUGUCUAUGUGUAUAUUAAAUGUACAAAUUAUACAAUGUAUGAUAACGUCUUUUGUACGAUUUCAAUAUCACGUAGACGGCCAUUUCUUUGCAUUUAAAUGGAUAAAUUUGAUACGUGGAAGCUUUCCCAUUAACUGUUUUAUUAUUCUUAAAAACAAUUUGACAAAAUAAUUUAUGAACACUGUCACAAUUGCAAAUUUCAUAACUACUAUAACUGGUUCACAAAUGCCCGACUCCCAUUUUUGCAGUUACGGGUUGAGUCAAUGCUUAGAAUUUUGCACUUGUGGACAAUCUCUAUCUAUACUUACAUUUAUUACAAUAUUGUUGUGAUUACUAAUAUCCUUUUUCUUUUCUUCUGGUGAGACAAUCACAUACUGUUUAACAAUGUUUACACAAAAAUACAAUAUUUGGAUUUGUUUUUCAGACAAAACUGUGCAUUGAUGCAUGUUUCAUCGUUGUAUCUUUACCACUGAAAAGUACUCAUGUAUAAACUAUCAAGUAACAAGCAAUGAUUCAUUUGACAAGAGUAGUAGGCUAAAGCACAUUGUUUUCCCUCUAGUAUACUAAGCAUUCUAGUAAUGUAGCUCAGGGUGUGUGACUAUAUACUGUAUAACACUUGACACACUGUAAAAGUACAAUCUGUAAUUACUGAAACAGUGCCUUUUGUACUCAUUUGAGUGGAUCUUCCAUUGUAGAGAUCUGAGUGGAGUCACCAUUGACAUGUGAGGGUUUGGUAUAAUAAGGCACUUAUUUCUGAAGGCCGUACAGUUGCAGCAAUUACCGAUUUCCCUUUUAAAUGUACUGUUUCUUGUCAGGUGUGUGCACUAUACCACAAGGAAUUUUUUAAUACUUCCAGAUGUCUGUAAGUCAUGUAAUUAAGUCCCUUGUGAUUUUGGAAAGGACAUAAAUGAAUCUAUUAUGUAUGCUUUAGAAAGUUUCUCUAAAUAUGCAAACGUUCUGGAUGUCAACAUUCAAUAAACUCAUUAUUUUGCACUGAGA